AUGUGUCAUGCAUUGCGAGUGCGAGCGUCAGCGAUGGCAGUUCGUGUGCGGUUGAAGAUGCAAUGUAGUGCGGUUGCAUUGUCGUUUGUUGUUUUUGUUAUAGUGUGCGGUGUAGAUGUAGUGAAUGGAAUGUUCGAGCAUAGACAUUGCAGCCAUCAGCAUCCACGUCCUGAUGAGGUCAUACACGGGGUUCACAUAGAACCUGCCCACGAGGUCAAGAAACGCAGUGUCAAUCAACCCCUCAGAAUUCUCUUGUGGUACGACGAGAGUGUUUAUCGAUUGAAAACAGAAAAAUUCGAGCUCAUCAACAAAACAAUAUUGCCAGAGGCCGUUCAUUUUUGGCAAAGUGCACUGAUGGUACGCGAGACCAAGAAUACGAUACGACUGAACAGGAAAUGCGAGACUAAUCAGGUCUUCGUUAAAAAUCAACACACCUACUGCAUAGACACCUGUCGCGAGACUACGAUGUGCGGCGAGGUUAUAGUUCCCGAAGAACAUCUGGACGUAUGCAGAACGUGCAACGCUACGGGACACGAAUGUGACGAAGCUAAAGGAAGUCAAGCAGGUCCUGGCAUCGAUGGUGCCGACUUUGUAUUCUACGUUUCAGCCGUGCAGACCGAACGAUGUCACAAAGGACUCACAGUUGCAUAUGCUGCACACUGUCAGCAGGAAGCUGCCCUCGAUCGGCCAAUAGCUGGUCACGCCAAUCUAUGUCCGGAGAGCAUCAGCACGAAGCCUCAAGAACUGGAGACCCUGUUAAGUACAGUGAAGCACGAGAUCCUUCACGCCUUAGGUUUCUCUGUCAGUCUUUACGCCUUCUACAGGGAUGAAAAUGGCGAGCCAAGGACUCCCAGGAGAUCGGAUACUGGGAAACCAGCUCUCAACGAGAAACUUCAAACUCAUCAGUGGAGUAACGAUACUAUCAUGACGAUAAUCAGACGUAACUGGCAGGUUCGUGAUGGAGCUAUUGAGAGAACUAUGCAAAUGAUUGUUACUCCAAGGGUCCAAGAAGAAGUACGAGCUCACUUCGGUUGCGACACCCUCGAGGGAGCCGAAUUGGAGGAUCAGGGCGAGGAUGGCACAGCUCUUACUCAUUGGGAGAAAAGGGUUUUCGAGAACGAAGCCAUGACUGGGACUCAUACACAGAAUCCAGUAUACUCGAGAAUAACUCUUGCUCUUAUGGAAGAUACUGGCUGGUACAGCGCUAAUUACUCAAUGGCCCAGGAACUUGGUUGGGGUAGAAAUCUGAAAUGCGAUUUCGCAAUGAAGUCCUGCAAGGAAUGGAUCUCUUCUAAGUCUUCCCGCUUGUCGGGUAAGAAGAUCCAUCCCUUUUGCAACAAAGUCAAACAGGAUCCUUUGCAAACUGAAUGCACUGAUGAUAGGAGUUCCGUUGCAUUAUGCAACUUGGUUGAACACUCCCAACCAUUGCCUAAGAAAUAUCAGAACUUCGAUUCCAUACCGCAUGUACCACCUGGCAAGGAGCGAUACUACGGAGGAUCCGUUUCUCUAGCUGACUACUGUCCCUAUAUCCAGGAGUUUACCUGGAGGGCACGGAAUAUCGUUGUCAGAGGUUCCCAUUGUCUCUACGAGGAAAACAAUCCGCAUCCUGAAAAGAAUUUUGCCUUGGAAAAAUAUGGCACCCACUCGAGAUGCUUUGACCACACUAAUCAAAUGUGGGAAGAAAGAACGUGUAAGCAUGCCAGACAAUGGCAGCAUUGGGGUUCAGGAUGUUAUCAAUACAAAUGCGAAGCUGGUAGACUCCACAUUAUGGUAGCGAACUAUACAUACACUUGCUAUCAUGCUGGACAAGAAAUAGCAAUCAGGAUAAUGCAGAACGAAUGGCUGCACAAGGGAGCUUUGAUAUGUCCACCCUGUAAAGACAUUUGUCAGGCGGAACUCAAAGCCCAGGGCCAAUUCUGUAAAGUAGGCGAUGAACAUCCGCCAGCGACGUAUUAUCACAGGGACAAUCUUGACUGCGGAUCCGCAGGAUUUAUAAUUAACCUAUCUCUACUUAUGGCUAUGGUAGUUCUACCUGUUGUCAGAUGAUCUGCCGUUGAGUUCUAGCUAAUUUUCUAUUGUUAUCGAGAGAGAUACCUAUAAAGAUCAUCGUUAUGAAAAAAAAAAGAAUCAUGCAUCGUCGAAACACCGUGAGAAGGAAUUUAAGUCCUAAGACAAAACGUGAGCUUGACUUUAAUCUGAUAUUAAUUUCUUUUCAUGAAAUUUCACGAAUUCCAUCCUCCUAUUUAUAUAAUUGAUUGUCGGACUCUCAGGUUUGUAAAAGUCACGACUGACAUGAGUCGCAUCACUAAUACCUUUAGACUUUCAAGUUUUAAAUGGGCUUAUAUUUAAAGGUCCUUUCUAGAAAGUAAAGCUGCCUAUCGAGUGAAGUAUGAUUUUGAAAGAGAAAAGUGUACAAUGGAUUUUUUCGUAGAAUUAUGCUUUAAAAUUUUCCUAUAAUACGAGGUACACAGUGCUUCUAUAUAUAUGUAUAUUGUGCUUACAAUAUUAUUGUUAAGCGCAUUCUUUUUUAUUGCGUUGCCUCAAAGAUACCUAAUUUCUUUUUUGAAAAUCAUUGUACUUGGACAGCUCUUAUGAAUUUCGUAAAGCGCAUAAAGAUUAUCGAUUCUAUGGUGCUUGAACGUAAUUAAUUUAUGCGCAGCACGUAUUUUCUUAGAUUCAAAUCGUGUGGAGCAUGAAACGCCAUAUCGUAAAGAUAUUAAAAAGUAAAUAAAAAACGUGGAAUACGAUAAGACGUUUUCAACGAGUAUAAAUAUUGAACAUUACGUUAUAAAUCUAAUAUACGAUUAUAAAGAUAAAAAGAAGUGUAAAUAAUUAAGAGAACAAAUGAAAAACAUAAAAAGAAGAAGAGAAGAAAAAAUGUUACUAUUGAUCAAUCGUUGUCGCACUUGAAGUGUAAAAUCCAAUUAAUCGAACACACGAUUUUUAAGCGUUACGACAUUUAAUUUUUUAAUCAAAUUCCCACUCUUGCGUUAUUAUAUACCGACACACGCACAGUAAAAAUUACACUCAAUUUCGUUAAAUGUUCCAGCCAUGCAUGAAGAUCAAUUUCACACAUGGGCUUUUCAAUGCUUUUAAGAUGAAAUUUGUCUGAUAAUAUUUCCAAGCAAAUUACACCAGUGUUUUCUUCGAAUUUGAAUAAUUCUUCCUGUGCGUACGAAACUUGUGAAAUUAAAUUAAACCUUACGGUACAGUCAUAACCUCGAAAUUACGUUAUAAUUGGUUCCGCCAUAGACGACGUUAGUAAAAAUGAUAUAAGUCGAGCACACAUUAACAUCGAACGGAUGAGGAGAGUGAAAAUUAAACUACGUUAAAAGACGUUAAUACGUAAUCACCCAAUCACGUAAGUCCGGGAGAUAACUGUAUAUUGAUUAUAAAUUAUAAGGAUAAGCCGAAGUACGCGACAGCUGAAACGAUAUUAUUUUGUUGUCGUCUUGCGAUUGAUCCCUAUCGAUGUAUUACAGGUCGAGGCUCGCUCCACAGUUACAAUACUUGGUACGGAAUUCGAUCGAUUUCUUUAAUUAUUGUUUAGAAAUUAAACAUUCUUUAGAUCUUAAGUUAAUUUUGUAAACUGUAGAGGUUAUCAUUCCCGUUCGAAUUUCACACGUUGGCAAAAUACCCAGAUUCUACAUCAAAUGCAUUAAGUCAAUACAGUAUAUUCAUGAAAACUUGAAGAUAAAAAGUGAACAAAAUUCUAAUGGAACUGUGAAAGUUGUAUUAUAAUUCCAAAAUAUAUAUAUAGUUCUUUCACGACAAUAGAAAUUGAUGUAGGAGCCAUGUUUUUUUACUUUCAAAGAGUCCCUCAAACAUCACUCGCUAUUCGUGGACCGACUGUAGUAAUUCCAAAUUCCAAAGUCAAUGUGGGAGCAUCGCUUGCAGUCCUAAAUUAAAAUAAUAAAUAUCGUACCAAUAGAUGUAUCUCAUUAAUUUUUGUACAGAACAACUAAUUGAGUACGAAACAAGUGGCUCAGCGCUGAAUCUUUUGGUAAAUAUCCUUGAAGAUUCGCUGCCAUUGUAAUUACGUUCUAUUCGACUUAGAUUAUCCUAAGGGAACUAUGGCGAAUACUUUACUGGUCUAUGACCUUUUCCCUGCCAUGUAUCAUAAAUCGAUUGAAAUAAAGUCAUUUUUUAAAUAAAAACCGGAUGCGAAGGGCACACUUAUGAAAGAGUGUAAAAUAACUAUCGAUUAAGAAAAUGAAUAGUGAUUCAAUUAGGAGUCUCCGUGAUAAAUUGUACGUCCGUAAAUGGCGGACCAAUACAGUUAUAUGCUUAUUAAAAUCGAUAAAAUGCUUAAUGAAUUUUUUUAAAUCUUCCAAUAAUUUUAAAAUUUCGAUGACCGACUUGUUCUUGAUAAUAAUGCACCAAUGAGAUUGUCCACAUCUUGUCCCUGUUAAAGCAAGACUUCCGUAACCAGUGACAAUACACUAAUGACGUAACGAACUGUUGCAUAAAAAAAGGGGGGAAACGACAAUCGAUGAACGGUACCACCCCAAAAAUAAUCGUUCCCAGCGUUUUCUCGAAGAUUCCAUGCAAAACCGCCAUGACAACACUAAUUCUUAUUAUUGAAUUGAUCGAUGUUCUGUAUAUACAAGGUGAAUAAGAGAUACAAAUCUAGAGGUAUAGAGAUUGGGACAACACAGUGAACAAGUACUAAGCACUGCGUAACCAAUUUAACCUAUAAGACUAUUUUCCCCUUCUGUAAAAUGAUGGCGAUCAGAUUUUUUGAUAUCACAUAUGUUUUUUAAUAAAUUCUGUAUUAAAAUAGAA
Molecule: messenger RNA, 4785 nt
Organism: Cephus cinctus (wheat stem sawfly)
Lineage: Eukaryota; Metazoa; Arthropoda; Insecta; Hymenoptera; Cephidae
Gene: Invadolysin
Product: leishmanolysin-like peptidase
Exons: 14
Coding region: 1-2046 (681 amino acids)
Biological process (GO): proteolysis; cell adhesion
Cellular component (GO): cytoplasm; membrane
Molecular function (GO): metalloendopeptidase activity
Source: RefSeq, a predicted model, not a curated record